Molecule: messenger RNA, 1500 nt
Organism: Huiozyma naganishii CBS 8797
Lineage: Eukaryota; Fungi; Ascomycota; Saccharomycetes; Saccharomycetales; Saccharomycetaceae
Gene: CDC37
Product: Hsp90 co-chaperone CDC37
Exons: 1
Coding region: 1-1500 (499 amino acids)
Biological process (GO): protein folding; protein stabilization
Cellular component (GO): cytoplasm
Molecular function (GO): protein-folding chaperone binding; heat shock protein binding; protein kinase binding
Source: RefSeq, a predicted model, not a curated record
AUGGUGGUUGAUUACUCCAAAUGGGAUAAGAUUGAAUUGUCCGAUGAUUCGGAUGUUGAGGUCCACCCAAACGUCGAUAAGCGGUCCUUCAUCAAGUGGAAACAGCAAAGUAUCCACGAAGAAAGGGAGAAAAGAAACGCGGAUAUCAAGAAUUUAGAGGUCCAAUUGACGAUGUACACCCAUUUGAAUAAAAGGGUGGAUAAAUUGUUGUCCAGUGACGGGUUGCCCGUGGCAAAAUUUGCGGAUCUGGGGGAGGUGACAAAGUACUUGAAUGCCAAUUUCGACAAGACAGAGAAAUGUACUGGGGAUAAUGUUGAUCCCAACAUCGGUACCUAUAAUGAAAUGGUGGAGGAUCUCUUUGAGCAAUUGAAGAGGGAUGCGGUCUCGGAUAAGGAAGACCCUAAUGACGGUGAAGUGAUCAAGCAGCAUCUCUUGAAACAUAGAGAGAAGAUCGAAUCGGUGUCCAAGGAGGCGCACGUCAAGUUAGAUCAGCUAUAUAAGGAGAAGAAUGCUCACAUAUCUUCAGAUGAUAUCCAUACCGGAUUUGAUAGUGGGUUUAUCAAUAUUAAGAAAGAAGAGGAGGAGUCCCGCGUGGUCAACAAAGCAUUGGAGAAACUAGAAGUGGUCAACGAGGAUACUACCACUGCUGAGCUGACCACCAUUGCGGAAAAUACACCCAUGUCUUUUAUUGAUUUUGGGGACGAUGUUACUAGGUUGGCCGCCGAGACUGAGAAGUUUGGGUUGAUCCCCUUCAAAGAUUACAGAGAAUCGCAAAGAUACCUUCUGGGCCACAUGCAGAUCUUGUCCGAGCAGCAGAAGGAUGCAUUAAUGAUGAAGGCCUUCGAAUUCGAGAUGGAGAAAGACGGGUCGCCAAUGACCUAUCAAGUGAUACAUCAGUCUGAACUUCUUGGCUAUGUGAGGGAAGUGUACGACUUGAAGAAAAUCCCAUUUUUGAAUCUAAAGCAAAUGGAGGAGGUCAUCAACGUGUUUUUUUCAAAGGUUAUCUUUAACCCGAACAACGUCCGCGGUAGAGAAUCGUUCUUAGAGUCUGUACGGGCCAAAUAUGAGCACGUCAAGCAGAGGGUAAAAGUGCUUCAAAAGGAAAGUAGCCAGGAAGGAGAAGGUGUGGAGACAAUACAAUUGAAGUCGUUGGAUGACUCCACGGAGCUGGAGGUUACUUUACCCGAUUUCACAUCGAAGGACCCCGUCGAGGUUGGAAGAUGCGAGGCGUUUAAUAAGCUACCAAAGGAUAUGCAGGAGGCUGUGAAAACCAAGGACUUGGACACGGUUAAUAAAGUGUUUGAAAGCAUCCCUAUAAAGGAGGCUGAAGAUAUUCUGGAGCUAUUUGACGAAGCGGGUGUUAUUGGUGUCAAGGCACUUUUGGAAAACGAGGAGGAUUUCAACCAAAUUAAGCAACAGUACCAGGGUGAUGUUAAGGAGCCAGAGGGGUUGGAAGCGGAAGAAACCGGUGAUGUUGUUACUACUGAUGUAGUUGAUUAA